Messenger RNA from Danio aesculapii, 1367 nucleotides. It is a transcript of the gene glt1d1, whose product is annotated as glycosyltransferase 1 domain containing 1. The transcript has 12 exons. The record is from RefSeq and is a predicted model, not a curated record. Gene Ontology annotation, molecular function: glycosyltransferase activity. NCBI's taxonomy places the organism in Eukaryota, Metazoa, Chordata, Actinopteri, Cypriniformes, Danionidae. Bases 190 to 1221 code for a protein of 343 amino acids.
GGAGGGUCUACAUUAGAAACGGACCCGUACUAAAAUAAACUGCACGCGCGUUUGGUUUGUCCGGGUUCGGGAGGCUGGGCGCUGACGUGACAGGCAGCAUGAGAUCAACAGAGUCCAGUGAGAGUCGCUCACUGUCGGUCUCUGCUCUCAUUGUUUGUCGGCGUCAGCAUUUUACUAUCACACGCUGAAAUGCGCGUGCUUUUUCUAGCCUACUUAAGUCCCAAAACAGGGAACUGUACCACUGCCGAAAGAAUAAGGAAUCACAUUGAGGCUGCAGGACAUACUUGUGUACUCUGUGAUACAAGAGGGUUGAGCUCUGCUUCUGAUGUAUCAUCCCUGAUGACGCAAGAGCCGCGGUUCGAAGCUGCGCUGGCCAUUCAUCUUUUCAAAGGAGGCAGGCUGCUUUUAGAUGUGGGAUUGCCGUUCGGAGUGGUGUUUGGAGGGACGGAUGUCAACGAGGACGUGAGGGAUGAGCACAAGCGAGCUGUGAUGGAGGAAGUUCUGCGCAAGGCCAGGUUUGCUGUGGCAUUCACUGAUGCACUGAAAGAACAGGCUGAGAUGCUCCUGGUUUGCGAGAGCAAGAAGAUCCAUGUUCAGCCUCAAGGGAUUGAGACCAGAGUGGCAUCAAAUUUCAGCUGGAGGGACUUUUUACACAACACAGGUGUGUGUAGCAAACAAGUGGAAAAUCGAGAAGUUUUUCUGCUGGUGUGUGGACUCAGACGAGUUAAAGAUCCUCUGUAUCUUGUUAAAGCAUUUUCAGAAUGGCACAGUCAGAACCCAUUAGUGAUCCUCAUCAUCAUUGGUCCAAAGAUGGAUCCAGUGUUUACGGCAGAGGUUGAGGAGAGUGUCAAGAGAUUUGUUGGAGUGUUUCUGGCAGAUGAUUUGAGUCAGGAGGAAUUGCAUGCUGCCAUGCAGAAAUCAUUUGCUCUGGUCAACUCAUCUCUCUCAGAGGGAAUGUCUGCUGCCAUCUUAGAGGCAAUGGAUUUAGGUUUGCCUGUUUUAGCCAGGGAUGUUCCUGGAAAUGCUGCGAUUGUUGAGCAUCAGGUCACAGGACUGCUGUACUCCAGCCCACAGGAAUUUAUUAGCAUGUCCCAGAAACUUCUGGAUGACAAAGAGCUCCAGAAGAGACUGGUGAGAAAUGGAAAGAAUUAUAUAACGACAUGUCACAACCCCAUGAAGGAGAGAACAACCUAUCAGGAGCUGCUGAAGACUCUUCAUUGACAGUAUGAGGGGAUUCACUUUUGUCUCAGGGCAUAAAGAACUUUAAAAAAAGAGGGCUUCAUGAUCUAGAUUAUAGAGUUUUUGAGUCUAUAUUGUGUAUUUUUUUAAUAUAUUGGGACUUUCAUGACUGCCAAGAUAACAAGGUG